AUGAGCAAUAACAUCCUCAUUGUCGGUGCCAGCCGAGGCCUUGGAGCCUCGUUGAGACACUUGUACGCAUCCAAGACAUCAACAGCCAGUGUCUUCGCGACAAGUCGAUCCAGUGCCCCUCCGGAAGACAGUUCUGAAUCUCGCGUCUCAUGGAUCCAGAAUAUUGAUGUCUCCCAACCCAAUGUGGGCGAAACUCUGGUAUCCCAACUGCCUUCAUCCACCAAGCUCUCCUGCGUGAUCGUCACGGCGGGCUAUUUCGGAUUCGAGACAUUUGAUGACCCCGACUGGGAAAAGGAAGUAAGGAUGUAUACCACUUCCGCCAUUGGCCCCGUCUUUGUUGUGCAGCGCCUCGUCAAAGCGGGUCUGCUGGACAAGGGAAGCAAAGUGAUAUUGGUCAGCAGUGAAAGCGGGAGUAUCACAUUGCGGCAUGAAAAGGAGGGUGGAGGGAAUUAUGGUCAUCAUGCCAGCAAGGCCGCAUUGAAUAUGGUUGGGAAACUUCUAAGUCUAGAUUUGAAAGAGAAGGGCAUUGCUGUCGGGCUGGUACAUCCUGGCUUCAUGCGCACGGAAAUGACCAAGAGUGUAGGAUUCGACAAGUACUGGGAUGCCGGUGGAGCCGUUACCCCCGAUGAAGCAGCUCAGUCUCUGGCCUCGUUCAUAGAUGGCUUUGACAUUGGUCAAACGGGGCAGUUCUGGGCACCACGAGGACCUGGGGACAUUGGGACUGCAGAAGCUGUUCUGGGGAAAGACUUGCCUACGCCGUUACAACUACCAUGGUAG
Molecule: messenger RNA, 777 nt
Organism: Aspergillus lentulus
Lineage: Eukaryota; Fungi; Ascomycota; Eurotiomycetes; Eurotiales; Aspergillaceae
Product: oxidoreductase, short chain dehydrogenase/reductase family superfamily
Molecular function (GO): oxidoreductase activity, acting on the CH-OH group of donors, NAD or NADP as acceptor
Source: RefSeq, a predicted model, not a curated record